GUUGUUCUGAUGAGAUGAGGUAAUGUGGACGUUGUUUUAGUAGUUGAGAGUAGUGAAGUGGAUGGGAUGGGAUCGGACAAUUGUGGUAGCGGAAGAAGAGUUAAGUAAAGUUAAGUGUCGGAGUGUCGCGUCGCGACGCGAUAUGGGUAGUUGUUGUGUGUCUUUGGCAGACGCUUCUUCUUGGUCGGUGGCGCGAGUUUUGUGCGGCAGUGGCAGUGCGUCCGCCGCCACAGCCGCACGCUCACGCUGCAGCUGUUAAUGUUCGAUAAUCCGCGCGCCGUUCGUCGGCCGCCCGCUAUGCCGCCGACACGACAGUGACAGUGACAGUGAAGCACUAUGUCCCAGUCAUGGUGAAGGCGCUAUUGCUGGGCCUAUUGCUAAUCGCCGCCCUCGCACGCGCCGCACCCCCUACCAAACCACCCUCGGAGGGUGAGGAGGAUCCUGCCGCCCGCAGCGAGCGCUCCGCCAACUUAUCCCACGUUACCGGCACAGCCAGGAAAAUUCAAAUGUUUAUUAAAAACCGACACCUACAGCUUUUACCGGGAGGCACCGUUAAUGGUACUACUGACGACACAAGCCCUUACACAAUAAUGCAGAGAACUACAAUAGGAAUAGGUCAAAUGAAAAUUCAAGGCGUCGCUACAUGUCAGUAUUUAUGUAUGGAUGAAUGUGGGCUGCUAUACGGAUCAAUGAACUUUGGAGAAGAAUGUAUCUUUAACGAAACGAUCGAAGCGACAAAUUACAAUAAGUACUCAUCAAGUAAAUACUCUAAUGAGCGACGAACAUUUUAUUUAGCCCUUAAUCGACGCGGUCAGUCGCGAAAAGUAAUGAUCAAAGCGCGUCAACAAUUAGGAAAACUCUCAUCAUACACUCGUGUACUAACACGUAGCGUAACUCCUGAGCAGCAUCAGCUACGUCACCACCAUCAAUGUCCACCCAGUACAACGCAUCACUCAAAAGUUCCAGAGCAUUUAAAGUGUCGAAAAAAAAAGAAAAAAAAGAAGAAACGACGAAAAAAUAGUGAUAAAAACGAACACGAACUUGAACCAAAAAGACAUAGUAGUAGUCCGGAUAGCCAAACCGGGUCAGUUAAGUGUGAUAUAUACAAGACGAGUAAUAAUACGAGUAGCGCAAACGGUACGCUAGCCGUUUCGCGUGACUAUCUAGAGUGCCAAAGAAGCUUAAGUACCGUUAAAAAAUCAAACAGUGGUAGUGCAAAACAGUUUGCUGCUGAUAAAAAAAAUAAAAACAAUAAUAAAAAGAAAAAGAAGAACAAUAAUAAUAAGCAGAGAAAAAGACUGGAUCAGGUUGUGGAUGUAAUUCAGGAGAAUACGACUACUGGUGCCCCAACUACUACAACGCCUGCCGAAGAAAUGAACGAUGACGACUACACCAUGGAAAGUUCAACCCAUCUUGAUUGGGAUGAUUCCACUGGGCUCCCCGACAUUUCCAAAAAUUUUGCCGAAAGCGAUCAUACGCAAUCAAACUCUGACUGACUAUAGUCCUGUUCACAAUUUUAAAUUGAAUAAUUUAUUUCUGCUAUUUAUUGUUUGUAUUUGUAUAUAGUAAUUCCUAGUAAAUAUACCUCAACUAUAUAAGAAAUUUUCUCUUUCAUCAUAUUAUGUAGAAUAUAUAAAUCGACUAUUUGGAAUAUGAUUAUUGUUAAAUGCAUACAGUAUUUUAGCGAUAAAGUUGGUAAGGAUGUUUUUUUUUUGUAAAAAUAUUUUAUUAGGUAAUGUUUAAAAAUAUUAGCGUAUUUCUUUUAAUGUAAUGUCAAACACCAAAUUAAGAUUACAGUUAAGAAGGCAAAUCUAAAGUAAUUAUUGUUACUUGUCGCUUUUGAAUUGGUAAUAGAUGUAGUACUAAAACCUGUACAAAAAAACACACAUAUUUCAAAUAUUUUGAACAUAUUAACUUAUUAACUAUUUUACCCUGCACACAUAAAGUUAAUAGGAAAAAUAACAA
This is a messenger RNA of Anthonomus grandis grandis, 1965 nucleotides long. It is a transcript of the gene bnl, whose product is annotated as fibroblast growth factor 3. Gene Ontology annotation, cellular component: cytoplasm. The transcript has 4 exons. NCBI's taxonomy places the organism in Eukaryota, Metazoa, Arthropoda, Insecta, Coleoptera, Curculionidae. Gene Ontology annotation, molecular function: fibroblast growth factor receptor binding; growth factor activity. Bases 348 to 1496 code for a protein of 382 amino acids. Gene Ontology annotation, biological process: positive regulation of protein phosphorylation; cell differentiation; positive regulation of cell population proliferation. The record is from RefSeq and is a predicted model, not a curated record.